UCUUAGAAGAGGAAAAACCUUGUAAUAAAUUGAGUGAAUGAACCCUGUGGAUGUAUCUGCUGUUUCUCACCUUUCUUCUUGGACAAGCCCCAGGAAUGUCUAACCUGUUGUUGAGAAAGGAGACAGCACGAGAGUCACACACUCCUGACAUUAUACGUGGACUUUUCUUUGCCUUUCGUAUCAAGUCUUAGGAAAGCGAGGUUAUGUGCCUCUCGUGUGGUGCCCCCACGUCCUCUGAUCUUGCCUCUUUCUUGUUCUCCCUCUGCCCCCCACUGAGUUUUAUGGCUUCAUCCUUCCCCUGCAUUCGGCCGGGCUCCAUUCAGAUGCUCUCCUUAUAGGACAUUCUUCACCUGCCUGACUACCUUGAAGGUUCCUCCAGCCCCAGCACUGAGCCGAGUGUUCUUCACAUACGUCGUCUCGUGCGAAAACAAGUGGUCCUCACAGCUUUAAAGAAUCUGAAGCAUGGAGCCAAGUACCUGUAAGAUCAGUGAGUCGGAGGACGAGUGCCUUGAAGAAGAGGAAUCUGAGGAGGAGCGUGAUCAGGGGGAAGUUACCAUCCCUUGUAACCCUUCUCAGCAGACACUCUCAAAGACUGACUGUCAAGCAUUUGGCAAUGGAGUUCCCUUGUCCAUUGUAGCCACAAAAAUUCCGGAAAGACUUGUAGCCCCCGCUGACUUAGAUGACUUAGAAGUUGGGAGGAGAAAGAGAAGGCGGAAGUGCAGACCCCUGGCCAUCAACCUGACCAACUGCAAGUAUGAGAGUGUGCGUCGGGCAGCCCAAAUGUGUGGCCUGAAGGAGGUGGGGGAGGAAGAAGAAUGGAUUGUGUACUGGACAGACUGCUCUGUCUCUUUGGAACGAGUCAUGGACAUGAAGCGGUUUCAGAAAAUCAACCAUUUCCCUGGCAUGACGGAAAUCUGCCGGAAGGACCUGCUGGCCCGGAACCUCACCCGUAUGCAGAAGCUCUACCCGCGGGACUACAACAUCUUCCCGCGCACCUGGUGCCUCCCCGCAGACUAUGGGGACUUCCAGUCCUAUGGUCGCCAGCGGAAAACCCGCGCCUAUAUCUGCAAGCCAGACAGUGGCUGUCAGGGGCGCGGCAUCUUCAUCACCCGCAAUCCCCGGGACAUCAAGCCCGGAGAGCACAUGAUCUGCCAGCAGUACAUCUCCAAGCCCUUCCUCAUUGACGGCUUUAAGUUCGACAUGCGAAUUUAUGUCCUGAUCACAUCCUGUGACCCUCUUCGGAUCUUCAUGUAUGAGGAGGGUCUGGCCCGCUUUGCCACCAUGCCCUACGUGGAGCCCACUUGCAACAACCUGCAGGAGGUCUGCAUGCACCUGACCAACUAUGCGAUCAACAAACACAAUGAGAAUUUUGUCCGGGAUGAUACCGUGGGCAGUAAGAGGAAGCUGUCGACGCUCAAUGCCUGGCUGCAAGAACACAGCUACAACCACCGCGAGAUAUGGGUGGGCAUUGAGGACAUCGUCAUCAAAACCAUCAUCUCCGCCCACUCUGUCCUUCGCCACAACUACCGAACCUGCUUCCCCCAACAUCUGAGUGGAGGCAUUUGUGCCUGUUUUGAGAUCCUUGGUUUUGACAUCUUGCUGGACCACAAGCUGAAGCCCUGGCUGUUGGAGGUAAACCACUCGCCAAGCUUCACCACUGACUCACAGCUGGAUAGAGAAGUGAAGGAUGCACUCCUCUGUGAUGCCAUGACCCUUGUAAACCUCCGGGGCUGUGACAAAAGGAAGGUGAUGGAGGAAGACAAGCGGCGAGUCAAAGAACGGCUUUUCCAGUGCCACCAACAGCCGCGAGAAGCCAGGCGAGAACAAACCGAGUCGUCCCACACAGCCCUGCUGGACCAGGAACGCUAUGAGGAUUCUCACCUGGGCGGGUACCGGCGCAUCUACCCUGGGCCCAACACAGAGAAGUACGCGCCCUUCUUCAAGAACAAUGGCUCCCUCUUCCAGGAGACUGCUGCUUCUAAGGCCAGAGAGGAGUGCGCCAGGCAGCAACUGGAAGAGAUCCGCCUCAAGCAGGAACAGGAGACCUCAGGCAUCAAGAGGCGGAAGGAAAACAAGGAGCAGAACCAGGGGGAGUCAGCAGGGGAGAAGAGCCGAUCCAGGCCCAGGCUCCGGGACUUUGCCACCCACUUGGCCUUCAGGAACCGGAAACUGGGGAAAGAGCUGCUCCCGGGACACCUGGACAGCAUGCGGCCGCAAGCGAUCGUGGAAAAGGAGGAGCUGGAGAGGAUGAAGGCCCUGCUGCAGAGGGAGAACCUCAUCCGGAGCUUGGGUAUUGUAGAGCAAAUCACCCGCCUGCUGCACCCCAGCCACUGGGGCCAGAAAGCACCUUACGAAUAUCGGCCUCGAUUUCACCAGGAUGGGCUGGGCAGUCCAGAACUGCUGUCUGAGAGUCUGUUCCCAUUGGCCCUCCUGAGAGGGGCCGCCGACGUGCAGGGCCCUCUUCAUUUCCUACGUCCAGUUCAGCCCCACGAAUUGACCCUCAGGAUCUUAGGGCCAGUGCCAAGCAUGAAUGCUGCAUUUCCGCGUCACUCCCGGUGCCAGCCACAGCCCCGGAACUUCAACUGGAUAAGAAAUCCAGCCGACUUCAGCCCCUGUUCACUGUCAAUGAAGAAAUCUGGAAGGUGCUGUUUUCCCAGUGCCAGAGUCAGGCUCACGAGCCAAGGCCAAGCCAUCAGGAGGCUAGAAGCCAUAAACCGAGCCCUGGCAGGGUCAGUGCCACCCUCUCUAACCCCAAAGCAGAGCUGUUUUCUGCAACCGGAAAGAGUGGUAAGUGGCCCACAGACUGAAUGCACCUUGUCCGACAUGGUAAACUCUGGACACAGAGCAGCCAAGACCUGGGGCCUCUGCCCUAACUCCGCCCCCCUGAUGCAGAGUACCACCCCACUUCUGGACAUGAGCCACCACGCAUAAGUGCAGGAAGAAGCCUAGCGCUCAACCUCUG
This is a messenger RNA of Rhinolophus ferrumequinum (greater horseshoe bat), 2962 nucleotides long. It is a transcript of the gene TTLL13, whose product is annotated as tubulin tyrosine ligase like 13. Gene Ontology annotation, cellular component: cilium. Lineage: Eukaryota; Metazoa; Chordata; Mammalia; Chiroptera; Rhinolophidae. The record is from RefSeq and is a predicted model, not a curated record. Gene Ontology annotation, molecular function: tubulin binding; tubulin-glutamic acid ligase activity. The transcript has 15 exons. Gene Ontology annotation, biological process: microtubule cytoskeleton organization; protein polyglutamylation. The coding region runs from base 463 to 2931 and encodes 822 amino acids.